AUGAUCAGCUCCACUGGCAUAGACCAGGAAAACCACAUGGCUCAUGACGACUCGUACUCGAACGGACAAUGGGUUGACAUGAGCCACUAUACACACAUGGGCAUGGCGGGCUACCCAAGCGACUACUUCGUACCGGGGCCAUCCCAUGGACUGCCAUCAGACUCCAUCGGGGGGCACAUGGGGCCACCGCCGGUUCCUCAGCCAUUGCAUCCAAAUUAUGGGAACCAACUUCCUCAUCCCAUAAUAAUACCCAAUCAAGCACCUGCCCAUGUCCCAUGGCCCAGUCUCCGUACGAACCCAUCCCACAAUUAUUCAGCGCCUCCAGUGGCCAUUCCUCCUGUCUCUGCGCCCAUGAGGCAGCAGCCGAGGCUGCCUACCAUCAACACUUCGCAGCCGCGGAGGACUCUAACAGAUGAGGACAGGAGGAACAUGUGUAAGUUUCACGAAGAAAACCCCCACAUCAAACAGACGGAGAUAGGACUGAAGUUUGGUGUCGAGCGAAGUACGGUAUCGAAGGUCUUGCGAAAGAAAGACCAGUAUCUGAAUCAGGAUGACCGCAGUGAGUCCCCAAUCAAAAGGAACAAGGGCAAGUCUCCUCCAGACAUAGAGCGAGCGCUUGCGAACUGGGUCAGGGGGCAGCAGAAAAAGGGGUUGGUCGUGAGCGACUACGACAUGCAAGAGAAGGCGAAAGUCUUCUGCACUGGCUCCGACAGCCCGCUCAAGACCAUCACUGCCUCCUGGCUGGAGAAGUUCAAGCAGAAGCAUGGAAUUGGCCCAGGCAAGCUGAUACGCAGGGCAUCGGAGACUGCAAUCCCAGACGGCUCUCGACUGGACAGGUUGGAUACGGAAUCACCAUUGAUGUCUGCCUCGCAGACUCCUGGCGGCGUCUCACCUGCCUCGCCAGCCGGCCAGGCCUCGUCACCACAAGUCACUUCGGCGAACGUGAAGGACGAAGAAAAGGACACCGCCUCUGGCUUUAUGGAUUUUGAGAACAGCGCAUACGCUCAUGCUAAUUCGCUCGAACCACCGUCCGCUUCCAGCACCAGGACUGACCCGCCAAGCUCGACUUUCUCGGGCGGAGCCUUUAGCCCGACAUUCUCCUACUCGCCAGACAUCAACACGGGAGUGUUCGGUCAACAGGCAAACUCGAAUUUUCAAAGGCCGCGGAGCCAGACCGUCCCCAACAUUGAGCCGUCGCUUGAGUACAUCAACCAACCGCAGGGCAGCGAGCCCCUGACGCCGAAAUACAGCGCUUCCGGUACUGCGCCGUCCUCUGCUCUCGAGUCUCCCGCACAUGAGAUGGGCGCUUCCUCAUUUGGACUCGACGCGGCCAUGUCUCCGCACGCGCUUCACCGUACAAGCAGCAACAGUAGCCUCGCAGGAAGGUCCGCCACCUCCGGGGCAGUUUCGGGAACGAUGGGAUCAUCCACACCGAACUCGCCGACACAGGAGGACGCCCGUCGAGCGGCGGACACCCUCCUGAGCUUCAUGCAGAACCAAUCCACAAGCUGGGUCGAUCCGAGCGACUACGUUGUUUUCGUUCGACUGACUGAGAAGCUGGGACUGAACCAGCACCAGCUCGGAGGAGCUCCCAAGGGCAUGUCGGCAGCCCACGGGCUCGGCGGACUGUGGAGAAUACCCGAGGGCGACACGGAGAUGUCCAACUCCAUUUCGCCGUCGAGCAAGCACGGGACGGCUAUGAGUGGGUGA
Molecule: messenger RNA, 1710 nt
Organism: Anthostomella pinea
Lineage: Eukaryota; Fungi; Ascomycota; Sordariomycetes; Xylariales; Xylariaceae
Source: the annotation of a GenBank genome assembly